Molecule: messenger RNA, 780 nt
Organism: Vicia villosa (hairy vetch)
Lineage: Eukaryota; Viridiplantae; Streptophyta; Magnoliopsida; Fabales; Fabaceae
Exons: 3
Coding region: 1-780 (259 amino acids)
Source: RefSeq, a predicted model, not a curated record
AUGUCCCCAACACCAUCACCUAAUGUGAAAUCCAUGUCUGAAACUCAAAAAUUCCAUCCUGCCUUGUUUAUCGCCAAUGUGAAAUCUCUUAUUCCUAUCACAUUGGAUUUAGAAUCUUGGAUUUACACCAAGAUUUCCUCCAACAUCCUCACCUCCAUUCUCAUUGACAAUGACUGGGAUGAACAUGCUUGGAAAAAUGUUGCUGAUUUUUUACAAGACAAUAGAAAUUCAAAGGCUGUGUACCUUAAUAAAGAAUUUACCAACACAAACCAUGCUAAUUUUUCGACGACAAAUGCUUAUCCCAAUCGUCUUAAAAGUCUUGUAGAUCAACUAGCCAAUGUUGGGGCUCCGAUCAGUGAUCACAAACAAGAAGACUUUACUACCUUUGCUAUGGCUCGGCCCAAACUCGCAUUGGAGGAGACCACACAUUUGGAGCGAGCAAAGCAAGAUUCUAGUUCAACUGCCCUUGUUGCUAAUAAUUAUUCUCUUGAUGUUAGUUCCUCUUUCAAAGCACCGCGUCAAAGUAAUAAUUCCAAUGGUCGUGCAAAGAUCAACAAAAACCGCAACAAUACCAAAAAUCGUAACAAAAAUAACGGCAACGGUGGUAACAACCAAGCUAGUGGCGGACGCAACAACAAUCGUUGGGGUAGUCAGACUGUUGGUGGUGGACAUCAGUGGAAUCAGCAACAGGACUCAACCUCCUUGGUGGGAGUUAAUGCAAGAUCUUUGGGCCAUGCCUCCAUGUCCUUACCCAACUCAACCAUGGGCUCAUCAACCUAA